This is a messenger RNA of Orussus abietinus, 4195 nucleotides long. RefSeq names its product dentin sialophosphoprotein. The coding region runs from base 137 to 3907 and encodes 1256 amino acids. The record is from RefSeq and is a predicted model, not a curated record. The transcript is spliced from 4 exons. NCBI's taxonomy places the organism in Eukaryota, Metazoa, Arthropoda, Insecta, Hymenoptera, Orussidae.
CAGACUCGGUAUCAGUGAACAUGAAACGAGCUCGUAAGCGUCAAGGAAGAAAAUAGUCACGUAAAACAUCAAGUUCCAAAGGCAUCCGAGAUAGGUAAGUCUGCCACUGCCCGAUGUGCCGUUUUGGAGAAAUGCUAUGGACGAGGAUAAGGAAGUCAGUGGUCUCGAUAGAGAUCCCCUUUCGGAGUCAUACCUGCAAGGCAUAGAGAGGAUCACAGGUAACAAGGAUGGUGCAUUCGGGUUCCAUGUACCCAAAGAGAUUUUAGAGGAACGCGAGAAGUCAUGGGAUAGCCUGUUUGAUAAGUACUCUGAACAAGUAUCUGACGAUUUUGAAUUAAAUCUCAGUAAUUUAGAGCCUGAAGUAAAUGACUGCGAAAUCUAUCUACCAGAGGACCGAGUGCCUAUGCGGAAGCACCCUGCACUUGUGCAAUAUUGGGUGGACACUGGAUUGGCACCAUGUACCGCAAUAAUCAAGAGCGAAGACCUGUCAAGUUCGGGAUCGUCUCUCAGUGAGUGCGAAGUUCUGACUCUACCUCGGUCUCUUGUUCUGGAGAAGGACACUGAGAAAGCCAAAGGUGCUGGUGGUUCGUCGUGUAGUUCCGUUGAUACAGCCGCUUAUAUUUUGUCGAAUGCAAAUACUACAAAGAAAGCAGAUGCUAUCGCGAUUGUAGAGGGUGCUAAGAACUCGGUAAACGUUCGAACGAAGGAUAAUAUCAAGCAGGAAUUAAUUCAAGAACGGUUACCAAGACAUUUGACAAAUGAUGACAUCACCACUAAGAAUAACAAUGUGAUUGAUUUUGAUUCUAACUCUGCCCUUAAGAAGAGUGAAAGUGACAACGUGAAGUCAUGUGAAAUAGCUUUACCGGUAUCAGUGUGUAAUACGGAAGUAAAAAACAAUGUUACUGAAACAGUGGUCAAUGUAGAAGAUUCACAUAACAUAACAUUGACCUUAAAUCAAGAAUCGCAUGAAAUUGAGGAUUCGGAUGAAUCAUUAAUAAUGAGCGUAUCAAAGAACAGACGCAGUAUGCAGGCAAUUAAUAGUUUGCAAACAAAUGGUCAAAGUUCCAAUAACACGCACACCUCCAAUGCAAGUAAGCAUGGAAAAGAAGGAUCUGAUACACAAGCUACAUGUAAUGAUUUGAAUGCAUAUGAAGUUGUACCAAAGGUCACAUUACGCAGGAAAUUAUUUACUGGUCGAGAAUCUCCUACAGAUCUUCUCAUAGCAAAUGGUGGCAGUGGCAGAAAAUCCAAGACAAUUAAACGUGGUAUUCAUCCUGCAUUAGACAGUCCAUAUGCUACACCUAAGAAAAAAAAGAGGCCCAGUAAAUAUAAAUUACAACGUCGAUCAAAAAUUAAAUUGAAACAAAACUCUUUCGUAAUGACUACAACUAAUGGAAGUGACUUACAGGAUUGCAGUAAAAAAAGUUGUAAUGAUAUCAAAGUACGUAAUAAUGAACAGGUUUCUAUGAAUGAUUUCUUCAAUUCUUUAGAUCUUAGGCCAGUUGAAGAGAUAAAUACUGAGGUUCCUAUUACUAAAAACAGUAGACGCGCACCAAUAUUAGAUAUGCAAGCUAUGGAAUUUAUGAUGGAUGGAGAAAAUUCUUUUGCAAAGGGAAAUCAAACCAUUGCCUCCACUAAGAAGAAAACUCCCAAACGAAGAAAAGGUAGUAAACUGGAUAGUCGUAAAUCUCAUCGAAGAACGAGUCAGAGAAAAAUAGCAGCAAUGCUGAAAUGUUAUUCAAAUCUUGGCGUCGAUCUGAAUCCGGUCGUAUUAAUAGAACGUUUGCCUGAACAUCACUCGGACGUUUCCGAUAAAUGUAACGAUAAGACUGAUACCAUUGAAAUGAUUACAAAUGAAGCUGAGGUGAAAUUGUCAGUCCCAGAGCAAAACAGUGCAUGCCCUAGUGAAUUUUUAAGCAACAAUAUUUCUGAUUUAAACCCUGUGAGUCACUUGAACAGUUCUAAGAAUAUGGUGUUUUCUUGUGAAAUUCAAAAUAUAGACCUAGAUACAGUAGACAGCGAUCAAAGCACAAUCCUUAUUUGUGAAUGUAAAAAUGAUGAUACCUCUAAACAUUCACUACGAUGCGAUGCAAUGUCUACAUGUACAGACAGUUCGGAUAGCAUAAUUUUGUUCACGGGUAGUAUGAAAAAAAGGGAAACGACUAAGCGCGGAAAGAAGAAAACAUUAGAAUAUGCAUUACUACAAAAGUUGGAGCCUGUGCUUUUGUUGAAGAGACUGCCUAAGUCAGUGUGCGAUAGAUAUUUGGAAAAGAGUAAAGGAAAUUCAGAGGUGAGUGGUUCUAUAUCUGUUGAACUCCUGAAUUCAAAAGAUGGUUUGGAUGAUUCGUUAUCUCCGAAAACGUUGGCAGAUGAGGGGAAUUUUACUCGAAGCAAUCCUUCACGAUCCCAAUCAAAAUCGGAAUCUCUGGAAGAUAAUUCUACUUCUCCGAGGCAUUUGUCUUCUGAUGUUUCACGAUUAAAUCGGAGUGGUAAAAUUGGAAAGAGUAAAUCGUUGCGGAACACAUUUGAAAGUUCAAAUUCUCGGUCGUUUAAACAUUUAUCAACUGUAGAAAAUUUAUUGCCAAAGGAUGUGAUGCCGAUAACACUUGGAACCCGAUCAGAAUUUAAUGUGACACCAGAACAUACAAGGACUGUGGCAGCAUCCAACGACAUUCUUACAUUCUCAGAUGAGGAAGACAGUUUUACGGAAUUUGUGAAAAGUUGCUGGCCAAAGAAGUUUUCAGAAUCGUCAUUGAAUAUUUCUGCAAAGGAUCAAACGAGAAGUAAGAUUCAAGAGGGAAUGGAUCGGACAUCUAUAUCAAGUAACAAAAGAAUUUUACAAAGUUCGUCGGCACAGUCAAAAAGUAGCACUUCAAGUAAAAACAAGUAUGAAAUGAAUGUGGUUCGUGAAGUAAAUAACGAUUGUCACUCAAGUAAUUUAGAAAAUGACAGAUUAUCACCUAUUCUAUUGACAAGAAAAUCUUUGGGUCAAAAGAUGUCAUCAUAUAAAAGUGCAAGUACCAUCAGUUCCCCGAGAAGUGAUAAGAGUUCAAAUUCAGUAAUCUUCCCAAGUACUGUCAGUCCGAACAAUCGUUCUAUGUCUCAGAUUUCAGGACGAAGUAAAUCAUUGAAAUCGAAUCAAAGUGAAUCAUUAUUUGCAAAGAUACCAUCAGAUGACGAACAUAUGAAAGAAGAAUCAUCUUAUUCUUCUUUAAAGGAUCCUUUGAAACUCUCUGAUUCUGAACCUGAUGCAGACACAGGCAUCGAUAUCCAACAAAAUACUUUUGAUCUAAAGUCUAGUUUAACUGAAAGCAUUGCCAUGAAUGCCAAGAGUAAGAAGGUUUAUUCAAAGGGUUCUCUGAGUGAUACUAUAUAUUUGUCUAGUGACGAGAGUAGGGGUGGAUUGACACAUAAAAUCAAGAAUGAGAUACCGUCUGAAUCCAAGCAAGAUAAUUCAACACCUCUUCAAAACAAGAUACCAGAACGAACAACUGACACAUGGAACAAAAUUGACAAAAGGAACAAUUCCAACGGUAAACGCCGAAAAAUCCGAUCUACAAGAUCUCAGAAGAAACAACGAAGAAAUAAAGAAGAACUUCACCUACUAGAGUCAUCUUCCGAUGAAGAUAGCAUUCUAGAGAUUCCUAAUAUAGCCUCUACGCAUACGGUCAAUACUGAAAGUUCCAACACAUCAGCCACAGAUGUGUUAAAGGCUCUCGAUGACAGUUUAGACGAGGCUGUAAUAGUUCUUAAACUUAAUCCAAGGACAACUCCUUUUUCGAAUAAAUCUGAAACCGAUAUGGAUGAUAUGUCCGAAAGGAAAAGUGCGUUGAACGACAAGAAAUCUUCGGACGUAGAAUCAACGACAUUUAAAACGAAAUAUCUCGAAUUGUGGUUAACCGAGUAACAUAUUUUCCUUGAAAAACGCGAGAAAAAUGCAUUUGUCACAAAACGGAAUAACAAGUAGCAUUGGGAUGUGGUUGCCGUGUAAAAGUAAAAUAUCGAUAACCAGUGGUUGCGUAAAAGUGAAAUAUUCAGCUGAGUAUGUAUCGUGCAGUGUCCAUUUCAAUGUUACUAUUGAUUUGGAUAGAAAUACAUAUCCCAUGAAAGUAUCCCUAUAGCAACGUUGGACAUAUUGUUUUUAGUUGUGACAUUUCAUUCUGUAUAUUCUUACUUUCACGCAACGACCUCAUCC